AUGCAAAUCUUCGUAAAAACUCUUACUGGCAAAACUAUUACACUUGAAGUCGAACCAAGUGAUACUAUCGAAAAUGUUAAAGCUAAGAUCCAAGACAAGGAAGGUAUUCCACCUGAUCAACAACGUCUCAUUUUUGCCGGCAAACAACUUGAAGAUGGUCGAACAUUAAGUGAUUACAAUAUUCAAAAAGAAAGUACACUUCAUCUCGUACUUCGAUUACGUGGUGGUAUGCAAAUCUUCGUGAAAACACUCACCGGCAAAACUAUUACACUUGAAGUCGAACCAAGUGACACAAUCGAAAAUGUCAAAGCAAAGAUCCAAGACAAGGAAGGUAUUCCACCUGAUCAACAACGUCUUAUCUUCGCCGGUAAACAACUUGAAGACGGUCGAACACUCAGUGAUUACAAUAUUCAAAAAGAAAGUACUCUUCACUUAGUUCUUCGAUUACGUGGUGGUAUGCAGAUUUUUGUUAAAACUCUCACCGGCAAAACAAUUACACUCGAAGUUGAACCAAGUGAUACUAUCGAAAAUGUAAAAGCUAAGAUCCAAGAUAAAGAAGGUAUUCCACCUGAUCAACAACGUCUCAUUUUUGCCGGCAAACAACUUGAAGAUGGACGAACAUUAAGUGAUUACAAUAUUCAAAAAGAAAGUACACUUCAUCUUGUACUUCGAUUACGUGGUGGUGAUGAUCAAUAA
Rotaria sp. Silwood2 is the source of this 696-nucleotide messenger RNA. NCBI's taxonomy places the organism in Eukaryota, Metazoa, Rotifera, Eurotatoria, Philodinida, Philodinidae. The record is from the annotation of a GenBank genome assembly.